AACAGAGAUCACAUACAGCUGCGGAGCUAUUGGCCGCAGUCUGAAACUCUGAGCGUCUGUAAGUGUAAACUGUAAACAGACGGGUGCCGGUGUGGAGUAGGUUACGUGAGCAUGGUUUUUGUUUGCCUCCUGACUCACAUCGAUACAUAACACGAUAGAUGACAUAACUGUCAAGAUAUUUAUGUUUUUACGUUUCCUGUCAAUAUCACCGAAACUGUACGUCGCUAAUAAUCGAACAAUGAGUGUAUUUACCAAAAAGGUUAACCCAGUUACAGGAAAGGGCGAGUGGAUAUUUCACGACGAAAAUUAUGAUUUUCACCAGGAAAUAGCGCGUUCAGCAUUUGCAGAUAUGCUCCACGAUACUGAAAGGAACCAGAAAUACUAUGAAGGAAUAAAGUUGGCUGUUCAGAAAAUGCACCGUCAGGGAAAGAAGGCAAAUGUCCUAGAUAUUGGUACCGGAACUGGGCUGUUAGCAAUGAUGGCAGCGUCAUGUGGAGCUGACUCAGUUGUUGCAUGUGAGGCCUUUAUUCCAAUGGCACACUGUGCAAAACGUGUGUUAAAUGAAAAUAAUCUCUCUGACAAAAUCAAACUGAUUAUGAAACGGUCCACAGACAUAACAGUUGGAGCUAAAGGGGACAUGGAAAACAGAGCAAACAUAUUGGUAACAGAAGUUUUUGACACUGAACUCAUUGGAGAGGGUGCUCUUGGUACUUUCAUACAUGCACAUGAACAUCUUUUAGAGAAAGACUGCAUUGUAGUUCCAUCAUUGGCCAUUAUUUAUGCACAAGUGGUUGAAAGUGAUUUUGCAAAUGGAUGGAACAAGUUGAGUGACUGGUUCGAAAAUGGUGUAAGCAUACAAACACCUAAACGCCAUGCUACCUGUCCAGGAGCCGCAGCUGUGCAUGAUAUACAACUGAGCCAGUUUUCACAGAAAGAAUUCACAACUAUAGUUGCACCGACACGUGUAUUGAGUUUUGAUUGGUCAGGUCAGACACAACUCCAUGCUACACGUUCCACCAAAGUGGAGGUGAAAGCUGAGGUUUCUGGUACAGCACAAAUGGUAUUCAUGUGGUGGGAGUUACUUAUGGAUGAUGAGGGCACAGUUAAACUCACUUGUGCUCCAGCAUGGGCGCAUCCUGAUGGUGUAAAGCAGCCUUGGCGGGACCACUGGAUGCAAGCAGUAUAUUACUUGCCAAAGGAGUUAACUGUUACAAAUGGGGAAACUCUGACACUCUACACUAGCCAUGAUGAGUUCUCCCUCUGGUUUGAUCUAUUACCAUCUGCAGACACUAUUAGGCAUGAAACAAAUUCUUUACGUCCCAUCUGUGAUUGUGGUUUACAUGUGAUGGCCAGUCGAACCAGAAUUGGCUGCAUGAAUGACAAAUCUCGGCGUAGAAAGUUCAUGUCCGCAUUGAAAUCUGCAGACAUUGUCAACAAGAUCUGUCUCUGCUUGAGUGAUGGUUCCCUCCUGGGUCCUGUUGCAGCCAGCCUGGGAGCUAGACAUGUUUACUGUGUUGAAACAUACAAUCUUGCACGACAGUUUCUGCAUGAUUAUUGCAUAAGCAACAAUCUGGAAGAUCGUGUGACCAUAGUGGCAUCACCAGAAGAUUUGUUAAAAGUUGAAGGUCUUGCCAAGCAGGUGACUAUAGUGUUUGGUGAACCUGCUUUCUUUUCAUCUAUUCUCCCAUGGCACAAUAUCUACUUUUGGUACCUGAAAAAUGAAUUGAACCAACUUAUAGCUGACACAGCUAAUAUCAUUCCAUGCCAGGCCAGUAUAUGGGGAAUGGCAAUAGAAUUUGACCACCUGUGGAAAAUAAGAUCACCUCUUCAUACGGUUGAAGGAUUUUCAAUGAUUAAGUUUGAUGAAUUAAUAGAUGCUUCCAGAAACAUUAGUGACAGUCAGAUCGAAGCUCAUCCCCUGUGGGAGUAUCCUGGACGCCCUAUAACUUGUCCAUUCCAUGUAACAAAAUUUGAUUUUGGACAAAAAUCAUUCACCGAUAAUAUUGAAAAAUCCGGACAAAUAAACUGUGAAUGGUCUGGAACUUGCCAUGGUAUAGCCCUUUGGGUUGACUGGCAUUUGGAUGCACAAGAAGAAAAUGUUAUUUCAACAGGACCAGUGUGUGUACCCAAACCUGGAGAACAAGUGUCGUGGGAUAUUCAUACAAGACAAGGCAUUUAUUUUAUGCCAGUCCACAGAACAGUGAAAAAAACUGAUGUUCUCUUCUAUAAACUUAAUUUUUAUUCAAAAUCUGGAGAAAUGAUAUUCGAUUUUCAGAUAAUGAGUGAGAAGUGAACUAAAGACUGUUAUAUUCAGCACACAUUCUUGAGCGAAGUUCCUGUAUUACAGCUCUUGUACCAUGUUACUCGUUCUUAGUAUAUACAAACAAAAGCUGUUUCGCAGCAAGCAUGUGGACACACGCAAAUACAUACUCAGUUUAACACAGAAAUUAAGAGCAAACUGAUCUGCACAUGUUACACAUGUCAUCAUUGUUAAGAGUUUAUAUAAUUAAAUGUGAACUGAAAUGUAAUUACACUAUCUGUUUUAUAUGUACAUUACACAUGUAGUAUAAAUCAGUGAUUUAUUAAUUGAAAAACUGUACCACCCACCUUUUUAUACUUGCUGAUAUUUAGUUAUUGAUAUUUAUGACUGUGUAAAUUAAAGUUAUUUAAUGACAA
This is a messenger RNA of Schistocerca nitens (vagrant locust), 2676 nucleotides long. Its product is annotated as protein arginine N-methyltransferase 7-like. Gene Ontology annotation, molecular function: protein-arginine omega-N monomethyltransferase activity. Gene Ontology annotation, biological process: peptidyl-arginine methylation. The record is from RefSeq and is a predicted model, not a curated record. Bases 182 to 2293 code for a protein of 703 amino acids. The transcript has 9 exons. NCBI's taxonomy places the organism in Eukaryota, Metazoa, Arthropoda, Insecta, Orthoptera, Acrididae.